This is a messenger RNA of Achroia grisella, 2334 nucleotides long. RefSeq lists its product as uncharacterized. Bases 108 to 2327 code for a protein of 739 amino acids. Gene Ontology annotation, biological process: transmembrane transport. The record is from RefSeq and is a predicted model, not a curated record. Gene Ontology annotation, molecular function: transmembrane transporter activity. Gene Ontology annotation, cellular component: membrane. The transcript is spliced from 12 exons. NCBI's taxonomy places the organism in Eukaryota, Metazoa, Arthropoda, Insecta, Lepidoptera, Pyralidae.
UAAUACAGUUAUAAAUAUAUUUAACUCUGUUAAAAUGUAUGUAAUACAAAUGUUACAUUAUGGACUUGUGUAUCCAAUGUCUAUGCCAAUAAUUCUAAGGUGACGACAUGACUUGGACCACGGAAUUGGACGAGGCUGCCAUACUUGCCACAAAGAGGGGCUGGUGGCAUGUAUUUCUGUUUUAUUUACUGUGCGGAUUGGCGGCAAUACCUACCUCUUUCUUAAUUUUCUCUCAGGUUUUCACAAAUGCCUCACCAGAACAUUGGUGUGCUCCUCCACAAGAGCUGGAGGCUUUGGGGCUGCCGGAUGGUCAGCUCCGUUCUCUCAUAAUACCAAGGCAGCAUGACAUAUACGAAGGUUGCAAAGCAUACAGCAUCGACACGAAGGCAUUGUAUGAAGAACUCAGUGACUAUGUUCAAGAAAGUACAAAAUAUGUGUACGAAGGCGAAGGGAUGCGGCUGGUUACAAUUCGCCAGCUGUUGCCAGCCAAAGACGAAGAUAAACGCAGAAUUCAAAUAUCUGACAUAGAAGAUUCAAUAUUAAAGUUAAGAAGCGAGAAUUCUACUACAGUAUGCACGAAUGGUUGGCGGUACAGCACUGAGCAUUACCAAAGGACCUUAGUUACUGAGUUUUCCUUAGUCUGUGAUAAAGACUGGUUACCAAGAACAGCAAAUACUUUAUUCUGGGUUGGUUCAAUAUUUGGCAAUUUAAUAUUUGGAUGGAUGUCGGACAGGUAUGGUCGGCGACCUACAAUAUUACUUAUGAUCUAUUUAGAAGUUCCUCUGGCGAUUGCAGCAUCUUUCCCAACAUCAUAUUGGAGCUAUAUAGCUGUAAGGGUUGUCAGUGGACUAUUCUUUCCGGCACUGUAUCAGCUUCCAUUUGUAUUGGCCCUGGAACUUAUGCCGACUCCUAGAAGGACUUACACUGGUAUCGUUGUUGGGAUGUUGUUCGCCAGCGGCAUGUGUUUACUGUCGCUAUUAGCGUAUACAUUCAGAGACUGGUUCUACUUAUCACUUGCCACGAGUUUACCAUUUGUGGUUUUAUAUGGGUAUUAUUGGCUUAUACCAGAAUCUCCAAGAUGGCUUGUAAGCAGAGGUCGUAUAGCGGAAGCAGAGAAAGUUCUAAGGCAUCUUGCUAAAAAGAACGGCAUAACGUUGCAUCGAGGCUUCCUUAUUGAAAUACAUAAAAGAAUAAAGGCAGAAGAGAAUGCGGCAGAAGAACUUACAAUUACCUCCAAUGCAAACGGAUAUAUUGCAAAUUAUCAAGACUAUCCCGAUAAAGAUGAAUAUAUAGACAGAAGAAUUAGUAAUAUGCUUUCGUUUAGACAAGAUUUUACUAGAAUUACAGAAGCAGAGUUAAGUAUUAAAGGAGACAGCAUGGAAAGAAUGAUAGCUCUUGAAGUUGCAGAAAUAGUGAAUAAAAAGGCAAGAUUAAAAAACAGAGUAAGUGUCAAAGAGGAAGAAGUAAAAGAUGAAAUUGUAAAUGAAGAAUCUCAAAUCAAUUCUGAAUCAAAACAAAAGUCCACGCAGACUGAUGAAUAUGUGAAAUCUCCGGCGAGUACGCUAAGAAGGAAGUCAAUACAACUUAUGAAUAAAAUUUUAGUAAGGGAUGGGUAUGCAGAAGAAGACAUUAUUGAGAAUAAACGCCUGGACGAACAGAACUCUGAGGGGGACUGUAAAGCGUCCCUCUUGGAUAUAUUCAGAUAUCCCAACAUCAGAAAGAAGUUUUUUAUUUUGACUUUCAAUUGGGUCGUGUUAGGUGUUGUUUAUAAUAGUUUAAGUUAUAAUACUCCUAAUUUAGGAGUGGAUGAUUACUUAGCAUUUUUUAUAGGUGGAGCUGUAGAAUUGCCAUCGUAUAUCAUUGCCUGGGUCUGUAUGGAACGAUUUGGUCGACGAUGGGUCCUCUGUAUCUUUAUGAGUAUAGGCGGCGUGGCCUGUCUCAGCUGUGGAUUAGUACCAGAAGCCUGGCCUUGGAUAACAGUAACGCUUGCAAUGUUAGGACGUCUGUGUAUAGCGGCCUCGUUCGCUGUUUUUUACGUACAAAUAGGGGAGCUUCUACCGACAGUAUUAAGGUCACAAGCGAUGGGAGCUGCGUCUUUUAUAGCAGGCCUGGGAUUGCUGGCCUGUCCAUACAUAGUGUAUUUGUCCAUUUACACGAAGGCCCUACCGCUUAUUUUAAUGGGCAUACUGAGCGUCAUGGGAGGCGUCACUUCAUUGUUGUUACCUGAAACAUUGAACCAGCCACUGCCGCAGACACUGGGCGACGGCGAAAUAUUUGGAAGGGACUUCAAAUUGCUCAGUUGUGUGGAAACUCCUGAUGCUGUCUAAAACUUAC